This is a messenger RNA of Cherax quadricarinatus, 1309 nucleotides long. RefSeq lists its product as uncharacterized. NCBI's taxonomy places the organism in Eukaryota, Metazoa, Arthropoda, Malacostraca, Decapoda, Parastacidae. The record is from RefSeq and is a predicted model, not a curated record. Gene Ontology annotation, molecular function: serine-type endopeptidase activity. Gene Ontology annotation, biological process: proteolysis.
UAUGCGAUGGAACAAACAACCCCAGUCUUCCCCUGGUCGAGGUGGACGAGUGACGUGGAUUUGCUAUCAUGUCUUGGAUUAUAUUCUGGAGAACCAUACUUGCUCUCUCUGUUGUAGUCUGGGUGUCUGCUCUGCCCAGCAAGCCUGGUGUGAAGGUAGUGGCAGACUUCUUCCAGGGCACCGGCGGCGUCCCUGGUUUCUUGGACCCACACAACUACAGGGACGAAUGUGAAAGUCAACUGCUGACCUGCGUCUCUAAGGAAGAUUGCCUCUCAUACACACCCGGUAAAAACUUCGAGGGCCACCAGUGUCCCAUUAACUUUAUAGCUCAUGAGGCUACUGCAUUUUCCAAUGUCGCAGUGAGAAGUAAGAGAUCGUACACACGCUCAGGUCGAAGAUUAUUGCAAUGGUCUUGGCACCAGAUCAUUCUACUUUCAAAGUUCUGAGGAAUGGGAAGAUUACUUGAAAGCCGUAACAAAGAAUAUCUUUGAGAUGCCAACUCAAAAGAUCCAUUGGACUGAUGCUUACUGGGAUGACCAAGAUCAUCACUGGGAGUGGAGGACCACCAGGCAAGAAAUACAAUGGGAAAGGAUACUGAAAGGUACAAAAUGCUACAUGAACAACAGGAAGGUUCUAGAUGAAGAGUCUGGUUGUCUGGGCUUCUCUUAUGAUGGAAGAAGUAAAUGCUUGAAGCUACACCAGUUAGACUGCCAGCUAAGUUUACCUUUCCUGUGUAAAGCAGGAGAACACCAAAAUAGAUGUGGGGAGAACAAGGAGACUUCAUGCUGCUUCUCUCCUACAUUUAACUAUUAUGCCCGCAAAUUAAAUGGUGGAGGCACUGGCACCAUCCACAGUGCCAAGAGUGAGUGUUGGGUCCACUUACAAGCUCUCAACAGAAUGAUAGAAUGUCGAAAAGCCCUAGAUGCCAUUGGGAGUCUAUGGCCUCUUCCCCAGCCUGUGAGGAUAGAUUCUUCCUUCUAUUAUUUCUCUGAAAACCGGUGUUUGGGUGAACGUAAAGCUGUCAUAACCAGUCCUAAAGUACACAACUUUAUAGUCCAUUACUUAAUGACCGAGGAAAUACCUGUGGCUCACAAGCACUUUAUUAUUGGCCUUAACUACGACAUCGACGAUGACAUCUUUGAGUGGGAAGAUGGCAAGAUUGGUAACCACUACAAUGGCACAUACUGGGCACAAGGUCAACCAGACAAGCAAAGCUGGACUCUUACAGCUGUGUAGCUUAUAGUAAUGUCGCCCCCAACACUUACUCCUGGCACUUAUUAAACUCUAAAACCUGCCUGGGAGACAAUGU